GUUCAUGCAUUUCCCUCGUUUAUAAGCCUUUUCGUCUUUCUCGGAGAAAGACUUCCUUCCCUGCUCGAUGCCUUGUCGGUUUUUGGGCUUUUCAGCUGUACAGAAAUCAAUUUUUAACUCUACAUCAACCUUCACACAACUAGCAAGAACCAUGAGUCGAUUUGGAAGAGACAGAGGCUACGAUUCUGGCGGUCGUUCGGAUAGGAAAGGGUAAAGUAUAUUUGUAUAUUGGACUCGUUUUAAUAAAAAUGUCGACCGCAUGUGUUCCCGCCGGCGAAUUUUCUACUUGAUUAAAAACGCUUAGUUGUUGGAUUUCUACUGUCUAUUGUCAACUUGUUUGUUGCCUUGAAUCUUUAUUAGUAUAUGUAGCUUUCCUGUAGUGAAUAUUUCUUGUUUUAGGCUUUCAAAAGUGUAUAUAAAUUAAAAUAUUGGUUCUUCAUAAAUUUGCCUGAAGACAUGUGCGACUGAAAGUCGGUUCAUGAAUUGACAUCGGGUUUUAUCCCGUUUCAACGUGGUUUUCUUUCAAAAAAUGUGAACAUAAAUAUUUAUAGAAGCAUUUAGGAUAAUAGUACUGUAGUUGGGGAACGUUUUUGGCCUUGAAAAUAUUGUAAAAUUGUAUUGAUAAAAAAUUAGGCAGAAUGACAAGGGAAGCACUAAAGAUUGAAGAAGACAGAUAAAUUGCCCGGAUGUACGUUGGCGUAUAUGCAGAUAGACAAGCUACACAGAUGGUUCAACUGUCAGUUAACUGCAUUUACGAGUUUCUUCAAAUGGAUCAUCUAGCUUUUACAAAAUCGCCACAGGUGUUAACAUUUAGGCCUGGUUUAGAUGGCGAACUUUUCAUGCACCAAACCUAAUGCGAUGAUCCUGACUGGAAAGUUUGGAAAUUGUGCGACAAGAUUUCAAAAAUUUAAUAUUAUAUAAGCAUCAAAAUUGUGCGCCCGAUAUCUUGGUUGUGCGAUACAAAUUUUCCACACUGGGCAAAGAUUAAGUAUGACAGAAGAGCAGCGUCUAAAUCAAUUAAGUUUGGCAAGUUAUACUAUGCGACACACGUUUGACAUUAGCAAUUGAGCAUGAAAAUUUCUGAUGUAAUGUACUUGUAUUUUGGAAUGGUACAAUUAAGUCCGACUUCUGAAUCAGUUGCCAAACUUGCACCAAUAAUUUGAUUAGGUUUAGCACAUGGAAAGUUCGCUGUCUUAACCGGGCCUUGCUAUCAUUUUGUAGGUUUGGUGGUGGUGGUCGUAGCGGUGGCGGAGGUGGUUACGGUGGUGGUGGUAGAAGUGGUGGGUAUGGUGGUGGCGGGGGUUAUGGUGGCGGGGGUGGUUAUGGUGGCGGGGGUGGUUACGGUGGUGGUGGCUACGGAAAGAAGGACAAGUUUAACCAACCUGGUGCCAACCUGAGGAAACCAAAAUGGGAUGUGAACAGCUUGGAGAAAUUUGAGAAGAAUUUCUAUAAAGAACAUCCAAAUGUCCAGAAUAUGAGCCAGGCUGAAGUUGAACAAUAUCGACAGUCCAAAGAGAUGACGCUCUACGGUCAUAAUGUACCAAGACCUGUCAGACAUUUCAGUGAAAUGUUAUUUCCAGGUAUAUAACACACAGCGUGAGGCGGUUUCUACAAAAAACCGAAAACCGACUGGAAAAAACAGAGUGAACCGGUUUUUUUAAAAAAUACGUUCGAAAAACAAAACUACUGUAAAAAAAGACACAACACGCUACUCAGUACUUACGCAAGAUAUUAAACGUAAGGUAUUUUGAAGACGUUAUCAAAUUUCAAACAAACUCUCUUUAGUUUUUCGUGUGUAAAUGCCAAAACGUGAUUCAAUUGCAUCAAACUCGUAUAAGUAUGGUUCGAUUUCAGUAAAAUACCGAUUUUUCUUCGUUUUUUCCGUUUUCCCCCGGUUUUUUCCGUUUUCCGGUUUUUCUCCAAAAGUAACAUCGAAUAUUUCGGUUUUCAAAAAACAUCGUUUUUUUUCAGUUUACCGAAAAACCGCCUCACCCUAAUAACACAUUGUUAGUACUAAAUUUCAGUUCUAAAUAAACCUACUGUUCAGUGUAAAUUUUUAACAGCAUGCUGAAAAAAGCAUGUCUGGAGUCGGAACUGUGUCUUCAGUAGGAUAAAGAUCAUUCAAUGCACCCCAAUAAAUGUUUAGACUUUAGAUAAUCAUGUGAAUAGUCCAACCUCUCCCUUGCAUCUAGCCCUUUAUUACACACAGUUUACAAUGUCCCAAUAUACAUAGUUCACUUUAACUAUUCUACCCCACCCUCAUUCCCACCCUGUUAACUCACAACUUUUAGCAGACCGUUGAUGGACUUUUUCACACAAGUCCGUAGUGAGAAUCGAACCACAAGCUCGGAGGUGAAAGGCGCUUGUCCUGAUACAACGCCGAGAGAUCUGACUGUUGUAAUAGCUAAAUUCAUAGAAAUGGAAAUUGAUUGUUAUUCCUAUUGCUGUUUAGAUUAUAUUGUGGGUGAACUGGCAAGAAUGGGUUUCACUGAGCCAACUCCUAUACAAGCACAAGGUUGGCCUAUGGCGAUGUCUGGUCGAGAUGUCGUUGGUAUUGCUCAAACUGGAUCUGGAAAAACCAUCUCGGUAAUAAACCAUUUUUCACACACAGGCACUUUGAAAUUAUGUAAAAAGUGAAAAUGGAAUAAAAAUAGUAUACAAGGUUCUGUUUCCAUUGGGACGUUCCGUCUCCCCCCACGGAGGAAAUUUCUGCCAUCCUGAGGGGGAGGGGAGAAAAAAUUGUUUCUGAUAAUAGUAAAUGUAUUAGGAUAUCCGAAGGGGGUAGGGGGAUUAACUUCCUAUUUCCUCUGUGGGGGUGGUAUGGAUGUUUUCUGGAAUAACCCAUUUGCAAAUGCCAUUAGUGUUUCCACUUUUCUAAAUUUCAAUUUCACAUCAAGUAAAUUUUUUCAUAAAUUUUUCUGUUUUAUUCCAAUCCUAAAUGAACCUCCCUCCCCUUGGACAGCAGAACAUAGGGACCAGGGUCUAUGAUUAUUUCAUUUGUCAUACUAUCAUGCCUGACAGAUUUAUGAAUUCCUUGUCAAUAAUGCGAAUGUAAUAUUGUAAUUGCUUGCACUUUUGAAAAUUUGAACCAUUUGUUUACUGCUUGAUUUUCAAUCUUUGUUUCUCCAUAGUUCAUCAUUCCUGGUAUUGUGCAUAUCAACAACCAACCUUUGUUGCAACAUGGCGAUGGCCCCAUUGUGCUUGUUCUUUGUCCAACUCGAGAAUUGGCCCAGCAAGUCCAGGGCGUUGCUCAGCAGUUUGGGAGAACCUGCAAAGUCCGCACAUCUUGUGUUUACGGUGGAGCUCCCAAAGGACCGCAGAUACGAGAGCUCGAGAGAGGUAAUCGUGCAAUUAUACAUCUAAUGUUUUGACCCUUCCUGGACCUAGAACUGAUAGAGUUAACCAGUAUAAAUAAAGUUAGUUUAGGUUUCCUCCUGGAGAUGAUUUUAAACUGGUGUAUAAAUCCUUUAGAGACACUAGACCAAGAAUGAGAACUUAUAGUGCUACAUAGUAUAAACAAAGGUAGCAACAUAUUUUUUCUCAUUUGAAUAAUCCUUUAUUUCUAAAGGGAGUGAAAUCGUAGUGGCAACACCUGGACGACUGAUUGAUAUGCUUGAAGCUCGCAAAACAAACCUCCGACGAUGCACAUACCUUGUUCUUGAUGAAGCCGACAGGAUGCUGGAUAUGGGUUUCGAACCUCAGAUCAGAACAGUUAUUGAGCAGAUCCGACCUGACCGACAAGUGCUCAUGUGGAGUGCAACAUGGCCGAAGGAAGUGCAAAGUUUAGCAAGAGAUUUUCUUACUGAUUACAUCCAGGUCAAUAUUGGCUCCUUGCAACUUCAUGCUAAUCAUAAUAUUCUCCAGAUUGUCGACGUUUGCCAAGAAUAUGAAAAGGCUGGAAAGUAAGUGGAAUAUAGAAUUUUGCUUCUUUGAUUAUCUUUGCUUAGGAUAUUUAUCUUUAGCUUUGUUUUGGAUUUUUGUAAUAGAAUAUUUUUUGUGGCACUAAAAAUUUUUAAUUAUCAUUUUAGACUUGCCAAACUUUUGGAAGAGAUUAUGGGAGAGAAAGAGAAUAAGGUUGGUCUAAUUCCACAUCAAAAUAUGACCUGCUGAACUAUAUCUCUCUUUUUCAUGAUGUUAAAAUCUAAAUAUUUUUUUCUAGACUUUGAUAUUUACAGAGACGAAGAGAAAAGCUGACGAUCUUACGAGAAGUUUGAGACGAGAAGGGUGUGUGUUUACAAUCUUGCGUCUUUUUACAAUGCUGCUUUUAUCAUCGAUGUCAAGAGCCUAUGAUGAUUCCAUUUGUCAUACUAUCACUGCUGACAAUAUUGUGAAUUCCUCGUUACUGAGGCUAAUUGCAAUUAGCUAGCUUGUGUGAAAUGUGAAAACUGAGUUUAGAGUUUAUUCUGAAUUUAUUUUGGUUUUAAUAGAUGGCCUUGUAUGUGCAUCCAUGGAGAUAAAUCGCAACCUGAACGUGACUGGGUCUUAAAUGGUAAUGUUUGUUGCUAAUGGACCAUUUGCAUUAUAGACUAAAUUUUGAUCUAAACAAGGCUAGACAAAAAUUUGCAUUAACAUCACAGCUUGAAAGAGCAUCACAAAAUUAGUAAUAUUCCAAAGUUUCGUUACGAAAUGUUGUAAAAUGCGGAUAAUAUAGCCUUGCGAAGUUUGCUGUUUUUCAGUCAUUUUGCAAGUCAUAUUUUGCAUUAUGCGGGGGAAAUUGACAGCCCAAUACCCUUUGGGGCUGGUCAAUUUCCCGUUUGUAAUACAAAAUGACUGAAAAACAGCAAACUUCGCAAGGCUAUAUUAUCUGUAUUUUACAACAUUUUGCAACGAAACUUUGGAAUGUUACUAAUUUUGUGAUUUUCUUUCAAACUGUGAUAAAAUUUUUGUCUAGACUUGUUGAGAUCAAAAUUUAGUCUAUAUGCAAAUGGUCCAUUGUGUAUUUCACGAGGGACUUUGUUUCUUGUAGCAUACAGUUCACACAUGAAAGGUCUUGAAAGACUCAUUAGGGACAAAAUAAGACGCAACUUACAUAAGACGCGACUUACAUAAGACGCGACUUAAAUAAGACGCAAGUUUGUCGUAUAAAAGGUACAAAAUUCUUACGUAAGACGCGUCUUGGAUAAGACGCGUAAGAACGGGACUUUUAGCUGUUCUUAUUUAAGUCGCGUCUUAAAUAAGAAAUUUUAGACAAAAAUCCUAACUACACAUGCCCGAAACUUGAAACAACGUAAAAUUAUUAGCCUUGCAUAUUCGAACAAAAACAACCGAAACAACAUAGCUAUAGCAAAUAAAUAAGAAUAAAUCCGUAGAGAACCAUUUAUGCGAUAACUCAGCUUAUACAAGACGUGUAUUACGUAAGACGCGACUUAUUUUGUCCCGUAUAAAUGGCCCUAAUGUUUUCUAGGUUGAACAUGUGUGCAAGGAUUUUGUGAAAUUGCUCUUUCAGUAGCAACUGGGUGAACAUAGAAUCUUUAUUUUCUCAAUUAGAAUUCCGUUCUGGCAAUGCUCCCAUUCUCAUAGCUACUGACGUAGCCUCCAGAGGUCUAGGUAAGUCAACCUGAGUUUUUAAAUUUGAUUCAAAUUUUUAAAACAGUUGAAACAUUUCUUACAUAUUUUGUGUGUGUUGUUGAAUUUUAACUUGAUAGUUUUGUUUUUAUCCUGGUAUAUUUCAAUUUUUACUUGUGUGCAAUUUUGUUGUGUGUUUUAUUCCUUCACUUAGUCCACCCUCCCCCCUGAUAUAACACAAAAAAUACUAACUAUUCUCACUGUGUUUCGAAGUAGCGUUGUAGGGGUCAGUCGGUGAGAAGUACGCUAACGACCUGACCCUGAAUGCCUGCUUAUGAAAGACUGUGUUGGUGGACUAACCAUGACAUCACGUGAGUAAACCACGACGGGGAGUGACGCCACUAAGAAUGUUCCAAAACUGAAGUUUCAAUUCAAACCGGUGAGCAAAGGCGAAGGAUUGUAAAAGUCUUUCUCCUGUUAAAAAUGCUUGGAAAUAUUCGUAAAACAAAGGGUUGUGAUUUGUUAGUGAAGUAUUUGCAAGAGUUGUGAAAGUUUUAGUUUACUCCUUAAGGCGACGAAAUACUAAUGUUUUGACCAUAGUAUUUCGUCUAAGUACAAUGCAAGUAACUACAAAUGGCUGGAGUGUGAAGAAGGAAAAGUAUGAGCAAAACUUUGACCUUUUAAAGAUGUGUUAGUAGAACUAAUACACAAUUCAAAAAUGAAAUUCAAUGUCAAAGUAGUAGAUAUUUUUGAUACCUAUUUUUUUAAGUAAGAGUAGAAAUUUUAUUCAUUGGAGUAGAAAUUGAACCUUUUUGCUAUGUUUUACUUUGUCGACUUACUUUGAUCAAAACUUUAAUAUUCCGUUUUUUCAACAUAAAUUAGUAAAUAAGUCGUAACUUGUUUUAGAUUACUGUAUUAAUCGACCCUGAAUCCCAUUUAGUAAUUUGUUUAGCUAAGUAGGAAUAGUCUCUUGAGAAAUUACGAUCAAGUGUUAUGUAACGUGUUGUCACCAGCGAAGUUGAAUGAAUCGUGUCUUCCACCAAAAUUUAAGAAUUUAAUGUGUAUUCAGCCUGAAAGCAUUAGCUUUUCAAACAUAAGAUUUUUGGUGGUUUGAUACUCCGUCUGACAUUGGGUGACUGCCGUUCAACAAAUGUACUGUCUUUGAAAUUAUAAGCUUUUCUUAAAACUUUUCCUUUAAGUUGUAAUGGAAUUGUUAGGUUUCAUUUUACAUCAAAAACUCAUUUUGAAAAGUUUAUGUUAUCAGUGCUGUUGUGUAAUAUACUGUUUAUACUCAACUCUUGCGUAAAAACUUCACUCUUCAUGACCUUACAAAACUAAGAGCGAUUACGUUUGGUUUGUAAGUUGCGUCGUCUAUUCACUCCCUCGAGAGGUAAACGUUUGUGUGAUGUCUGGAAGAGUGGCUGUAAGUCACGAGUGUUUACAACUUGCUGUAACUUGUAUAUAUAGCGUGUGUGUGAGAUUUAAACCAGGUCAUUGGCCUGGUUCAUCAAUAUAGUUAAAAAUAUUUCCAGUGUAUGUGUGUACGAAGGUUGGUUAUUUUGGUACAUAUUACCACGUUUAUACGUGUACCAUCGUCGUAAGCAAGAAAUGCUUUGUAGUAGGGGUACAACAUUCAAGGUAAGUCGAUACAAACUUAGUACAUAAAGAACUUGUUUUAUAUCGAUCUAUUCUUUCCCCAUGUAGAUGUAAGUGAUAUAAAGUUCGUUAUCAACGUCGACUAUCCGUCUUCCAGUGAAGACUACAUCCAUCGUAUCGGCAGAACAGCUCGUUCAGACCGACACGGCACGGCCUAUACAUUCUUCACUCAUGCCAAUGCGAAACAGGCGAAGGAUCUUAUAAAUGUUCUCCAAGAAGCGAAGCAACAAGUCAGCAGUAAGCUCCGGGAUCUCGUUUCAAUGGCUGGCAGUUUUGGUGGACGAAGUAAGUUUGUAAUACAUGAUCCCUAAAUGUUGGCAUUUUGCCAUAACCACACAGUUAUCGUCGUUUAGAUAUCAAAUAUACGUUCUCCAUUUAAUUCGUGUAAGAAUUUUAGUGUAAUCCUGAACUCUGAUCUUUUUCAGCUCGAAGUCGCUACAGAAAUUCUGACAAGUCAUCAGGCGGUGGUGGUUACAAAGGUUCUGGUGGCGGUUAUAAGAGUGGUGGAGGUAGCGGUGGCUAUAACAAGAGUGGUGGCGGUGGGGGUUAUAACAAGAAUGGCAGUGGUGGUGGUUACAAAGGUGGUAGCCAAAACGGCUAUGGUGGUGGCCAGAACUCGCACUCCUCUGGUGGUGGUGGAUACCAACAACAACAGCAAGCCACAUCGCAGAACAGCUACCAGCAGCAAGCCACACCACAGAAUAACUACCAACAACAAAACUACCAGCAACAAUCGUAUCAAGGUUAUUCUAACUACCAGCAACAACCACAGGCAGCAGCUACUACUACUGGUUAUCAACAACAGAAUACUGCUGGUUAUCAACAACAGAAUACUACCGGUUAUGACUACAGCCAGAACUACCAACAACAAGGUUACACCCCCGGUGUAUACCCGAGUCAGUAAAAAUAUUCUGUACACUUUCUGACAUAUUUUAGACGGCAUUGUAAGCUUUUCUCAUCUGUUUUAAUUUAUUCCUCAUUACUUUGGUAGAUUUUAUUAUUCUUACUCCCCAUAGAAACGAAAUUCAUAUGUGAUAUAAUAUGUUAUCUUGCUGUUGUAGAGAACUGUUUAACAGACUUAAGUGCCAUAGAUAUCUUAUAUGUUAAGUGCCCUUUACCCGUGAGACCACACCUUUAUAAUAUUAAUGAAUCGUGACAAUACCAUCCAGACUAGCAGUCGUGCGAAUGGACAAGUCUAACAUAAGAAUUGUCUUGUAUAAUAUAGUUUAAAUGAAAUACUUUUGGUUUAUUUUGCGUUGUAACAUAGGAAAUUUUAGCCAGAAGCAAAAAAUAAACGCAGCUAGUGUAGGGUCGUGAAUUGCAUCAUUG
Messenger RNA from Paramuricea clavata, 8490 nucleotides. The record is from the annotation of a GenBank genome assembly. Lineage: Eukaryota; Metazoa; Cnidaria; Anthozoa; Malacalcyonacea; Plexauridae.